CUCCCGGCUUCCCUGCUUCCUUGAUUUGAGGUUUGUCGGAGGAAGGGGGCGGCCAGCGUGAAGAAUCCGCGCCAACCGGCCCUCCGGGACUCUCCUGUUGACCUCUGCGCGCCGUACCCGCCGCCGCUGCUGGUUGGAGCAUUUGACAUUGUGCAGCAAAGAAAUGGUUAUGGAGAAGCCCAGUCCGCUACUUGUAGGGCGGGAGUUUGUGAGGCAGUAUUAUACUUUGCUGAAUAAAGCUCCAGAAUAUUUGCACAGGUUUUAUGGCAGAAAUUCUUCUUAUGUUCAUGGAGGAGUUGAUGCUAGUGGAAAGCCCCAGGAGGCUGUUUAUGGCCAAAAUGACAUACACCACAAAGUAUUAUCUCUGAACUUCAGUGAAUGUCAUACUAAAAUUCGUCAUGUGGACGCUCAUGCAACCUUGAGUGAUGGAGUUGUUGUCCAGGUCAUGGGUUUGCUGUCUAACAGCGGACAGCCAGAGAGAAAGUUUAUGCAGACCUUUGUUCUGGCUCCGGAAGGAUCUGUUCCGAAUAAGUUUUAUGUUCACAAUGAUAUGUUUCGCUAUGAAGAUGAAGUAUUUGGUGAUUCUGAACCAGAACUUGAUGAAGAAUCAGAAGAUGAAGUAGAAGAGGAACAAGAAGAAAGACAGCCAUCUCCAGAACCUGUGCAAGAAAAUGCUAACAGUGGUUACUAUGAAGCUCAUUCUGUGACUAAUGGCAUAGAGGAACCUUUGGAAGAAUCUGCUCAUGAACCUGAACCUGAGCCAGAGUGUGAAACAAAAACUGAAGAAUUGAAGCCACAAGUGGAAGAAAAGAAUUUAGAAGAAUUAGAGGAGAAGUCUACUUCUCCUCCUCCUGCUGAACCUGUUUCUUUGCCACAAGAACCACCAAAGGCUUUCUCCUGGGCUUCAGUGACCAGUAAAAACCUGCCUCCUAGUGGUACUGUUUCUUCCUCUGGAAUUCCACCCCAUGUUAAAGCACCAGUCUCACAGCCAAGAGUUGAAACUAAACCAGAAGUUCAGUCUCAACCACCUCGUGUGCGUGAACAACGACCUAGAGAACGACCUGGUUUCCCUCCUAGAGGACCAAGACCAGGCCGAGGAGAUAUAGAACAGAAUGAAUCUGACAACCGUAGAAUAAUUCGAUAUCCAGACAGUCAUCAACUGUUUGUUGGUAAUUUGCCACACGAUAUUGAUGAAAAUGAAUUGAAAGAAUUUUUCAUGAGUUUUGGAAACGUUGUGGAACUUCGCAUCAAUACCAAGGGUGUUGGGGGAAAACUUCCAAAUUUUGGUUUUGUGGUUUUUGAUGACUCUGAACCAGUUCAGAGAAUCUUAAUUGCAAAACCAAUUAUGUUUCGAGGGGAGGUUCGUUUAAAUGUUGAAGAGAAAAAAACAAGAGCUGCAAGAGAACGAGAAACCAGAGGUGGUGGUGAUGACCGCAGAGAUAUUAGGCGCAAUGACCGAGGUCCAGGUGGCCCACGUGGAAUAGUAGGUGGUGGAAUGAUGCGUGACCGGGAUGGAAGAGGACCUCCUCCAAGAGGUGGCAUGGCCCAGAAGCUUGGCUCUGGAAGAGGAACUGGACAGAUGGAAGGCCGCUUCACAGGACAGCGUCGCUGAAGCUCCACUGUUGGCAAAGUCUUGGCAGUGGUACAUUAUUCAUCGUGUUUGCAUUCUUGUUAAUUUUUAUUUUUAUUUUUUUGGCUUUGGAAUGUGACACAGCCUUUUUGAUCAUUUCUUUGAUGUGAAAAAGCAUCUUUGGUUAUCGGUUAAAUUGAGGUGGACAUUAUUUCCCCAGUUUCUCAACAGGAUUCACAUUAAUUUAUAAAUCUAGACUUGGAGAAUUAAGGACUGAGAAAUGACCAUAUCUUAAAACUAUCUACAACAAAAUGAACUUAAAAGGACAUGCCCAACUGAAUUCAGGUCCUUUGAGUCAAAAAAUCCUCUGCUGCACAUUUUAAGUGUUACUGUUUCUGCUUAUUAAUGUUGGAAACAAAAAUUGUGCAAUUUGUGCAAUUGGAGAAUCUUGCCUUUUUUCUUGGCUUCCCCCAAAAAUACAAACCAACAGAAACUUAUGCACGCAUCAAAAUGUACUAAUGGGUACUCUGAACUCAUUAGCGUUGACAUCUGCAACAUGGAGGCAACAGGGAAAAAAAAAAAUCUUUCAUCUUUUUUUCCAGUAGAAAAUAGUUUGUGAAAUGAUGAGGGCAUUUUAUCUGCUUGCUGUGACCAGCGUGUGUACACAUAAACCUUAACAAGACUACAAUAUAUUCCAGAAGGAAAUCAUUUAGUCAUGAACUAAAUAACAAAAACCAGAACUUCAAAUACUAUGGUCUUUAAUAUUAGACCAGAUUUAGUAGCUCCAUAUCUAAGAUUUUUCUACCUACCCCUCUUCAGUACAGGGAUGGCUGGCUGCUCAAUACACUCCUCCUCCCCUAUUUCCUUCCUUUAAGCUGUGUACAGUGAAAAUUGUCUUUACUGUAAUUUUGUUCUCUGGUAAUGUAAUAAGCAUGAUGGUGCCUUCUAUUAAUACAUCAUUCCAGUCUUGCUGGUAAUUUUGUACAGUAUAGUGUAUGAAUUGCUGUGCUACAAAGCCAAACAGCUGCAAAAACGUUGAAAAAUCAUUGAAGUGUAUAAAAAUUGCAGUAUCUUUAAAAUCAGUAAAAUUGACUAGCAUAUUAUUUACCUUGUCCUUUGGUUAACAAUUUUGUGUUCUGUGUGGGAGGAAGUGUUGGGGACAGGAAGAAGGAAGUAGUUGGUUACUUAAGUCUCUUGUUGACUUUUCUGUUAGCAUAAAUGUGAACAUUAAGAGGUGCUUGGAAAAGUCAAUUAACUUGAUGUACAUUUUAGUGGUAUUUUAAAAGCAGAUUCCAUUAGUGACAAGUAAACCUGAAGUGAGGAUACUGCAAUUUUCAGAGAAGAUAACAGCAGCUCCUAAGUGUUUGUGUUUUCUAUUUGGGGGACAGGGAACUGUCAUUCAUUUUGCACAAUUCUUGAACUGAUGUCAGCACCCAAGUGGCUCUGAAUUUUAAGUCUGGGACGACAUCUUUUAUUUUUACAUGAAUCUCUAAACAAUUCUGUGAGCAAGUUUGUAGCUGCUGGAUUAUGUCUGUCUUUAAAGCAAGUUCAGUAAACCGCAACUAUGGCAAAGGAUACCCAAUGUUAUGCUUGGAACAUUCAGUACGUACUAGUUCUGAUGUUUCAGGCUAGGAGUGGGAUAAGUAAGUGUGGCCACUUAAUGCUGCUUGUUGGCACGGAAGACUUCUCCAUCCUAUCUUAGUAAAAAAGAAAUUGCACUUGACAUGGUAGCAAACGUUCCGAAUUAUAAAGCUGUUUGCAAUUUAGUAGACUAUAUAGAUAUUUUUUUCCAUUCUUGUACUGGGCAAUAUAAAAUUAGGUCUGUCUUUCCCCUUGAAAGAGGUCUUCCAUGUUUUAAGGAAAAGUCUUGCAAUACUGCAUAUAUUUUUGGGACACAGAUUUCUGAGUUUUCGUUUCUGGGGGGAGGGACUUAGGAAUUUCCUGUUUGAAACAGUUUUACACUUUCUAAUGUAUAGUACUUGAAGUUUUUACUAGAUAAUUACUUUAGAGUUUUAAAGCCUUUAUUUAAACUACUUUAAGUAAGUGGUUUAUUGUCAGUGUUGGUUUUUUUUUUUCCCUUCCCAUUUUUUU
This is a messenger RNA of Erinaceus europaeus (western European hedgehog), 3661 nucleotides long. RefSeq names its product G3BP stress granule assembly factor 2 (gene G3BP2). The coding region runs from base 164 to 1612 and encodes 482 amino acids. Lineage: Eukaryota; Metazoa; Chordata; Mammalia; Eulipotyphla; Erinaceidae. The transcript is spliced from 12 exons. Gene Ontology annotation, molecular function: mRNA binding. The record is from RefSeq and is a predicted model, not a curated record. Gene Ontology annotation, cellular component: cytosol; ribonucleoprotein complex.